Molecule: messenger RNA, 1270 nt
Organism: Capsella rubella
Lineage: Eukaryota; Viridiplantae; Streptophyta; Magnoliopsida; Brassicales; Brassicaceae
Exons: 8
Coding region: 45-1058 (337 amino acids)
Source: RefSeq, a predicted model, not a curated record
GAUAAGACUUUGACACAAAGAGGUCUCACUGAACCAAACCAAAAAUGGCAGCUUUGAGUUCUAUAGCAAUCUCAUCUCUACAUUCACUUUCUCGAUACGAAAGCUGCUUCCUUUCAUCUCAAUUUUCAAAACCCUUGUUCCUAAACCCGAUUCAGAACAAACCCAGAUUCUCAAUUUCGUUUUGCCUCAAGCAAAGUGAUCGUGGCGAGAAGCAAAUCCAACAAGAACAAGUCAAAGAAGAUGACGAAGAAGAAGAGGAAGAAGAAGAGUAUUGGGUUGUUUCAGCUGCAAGAAGCAGAUACAAUGAGAUUGUUAUAGUGGACACUGCUUCUUCAAGAUACCUUCUCCUUGAUUCAACUAAGAAUGUGCAUAGUAUGAUCAAUAAAGGAGGUCAGACAUGGACUGGAGCCUAUUGGGACGAGUUUGCGAGUUUGCCGCCUAUUGUCCCUGAUGGUCCUAUUGCAAUCUAUGGUUUGGGUGGUGGAACAGAUGCAAGAUUGAUUCUUGAGUUAUGGCCUUCUCUGCAGCUUGAAGGGUGGGAAAUUGAUGAAAUUUUGAUUGAGAAAGCAAGAGAGUAUCUUGGGCUGUCUGAUCUCGAGAAACCGACACCACAAGGCGGUGGACUUUCUAUUCGUGUAGACGAUGCUCUCUCGCCUUCUGAAGAUGCUAAAGGAAAAUAUGCUGGGAUCAUUGUUGAUUUGUUUGCUGGUGGAAAGGUCUUAGAUCAGCUACAACAGGUCCCAAUUUGGCAUGAGCUGGCUAGUAGGCUAAUGCCUAACGGUCGCAUUAUGGUGAAUUGUGCUGGAAUUGAAUCAGAACUACAGAAUGGAAAACCGCAGUUGAUCUUAAAUGAUUCAGCUUGGAUGUUGAAUUCUACCGUCAAGAUCUUGUCAGAAGCAUUUCCCGGACAAGUUAGCUGGAAGAGAACACCAGAUUCACAAGGUCUCAACUUUGUUGCCUUAACCGGAGGCUUACCUGAUCUUAGUGACUGGUCUAAGAAGGUUCCGGUUCGUUUGAGGGAAACUGUGAAGCAAUGGAAGCUCUGUGAGGCCCCUUAACAAAUCUGAUGUUUUCAAGUGCAUCUUAACAUGUCUCCAACCAAGAAAUCAACCAAAUUAUUUUGAGGAAUCACCAAAAGUGCAAAGAUUUGAUCAAACCUUAAAUGUGAAUAGUGACAACAAGUUUGUUCUUUGCUUUUUUUUUAUGCAGUCUUUAAGUACAAAGAAGGUUUAUUUUUUUCAAUAAUCUAAUGUAAAUUAUGGGUGUUAAA